Messenger RNA from Echinops telfairi (small Madagascar hedgehog), 2694 nucleotides. RefSeq names its product Kruppel like factor 12 (gene KLF12). Gene Ontology annotation, molecular function: DNA-binding transcription factor activity, RNA polymerase II-specific; RNA polymerase II cis-regulatory region sequence-specific DNA binding. The record is from RefSeq and is a predicted model, not a curated record. Gene Ontology annotation, biological process: regulation of transcription by RNA polymerase II. The transcript is spliced from 9 exons. NCBI's taxonomy places the organism in Eukaryota, Metazoa, Chordata, Mammalia, Afrosoricida, Tenrecidae. The coding region runs from base 183 to 1391 and encodes 402 amino acids.
AGGACCCGGGAGAUACCUAGUCAGAACAUCCACUUUACAGGACAAUCUAUUAUUUGGAUGAAAGGCGACUUCCAGGAGUGGCUUCAGUUCCGGGUAGACAGAGUGACGGCGGACGGUCGUCUUGGGGGUUUCUCCAGUCUCUCUAGUCCAGAUCAAUGUGACUCUAAAACCCAAAUGGAUGAAUGAGUAUCCGUAUGAAGAGGGAACCAAGAAAGAACACCAACACCUUUGAGAACAGAAUGCUAAUGCUGGAUGGGAUGCCGGCAGUCAGAGUCAAGACAGAGCUGUUGGAAUCGGAACAAGUGUCUCCAAACGUCCACAACUAUCCCGAUAUGGAAGCCGUUCCCCUGUUGCUAAAUAAUGUGAAAGGGGAGCCCCCAGAGGACUCGUUAUCUGUAGAUCACUUCCAAACACAAACUGAGCCAGUGGACUUGUCAAUAAACAAAGCCAGAACAUCCCCUACAGCAGUCUCAUCCUCCCCAGUUUCCAUGACAGCGUCUGCCUCCUCACCUUCUUCAACUUCAACCUCUUCAUCAUCUUCUAGUCGUCCAGCCUCAUCCCCAACUGUUAUAACAUCAGUAUCUUCAGCAUCAUCCUCGUCAACAGUAUUAACGCCAGGACCCCUUGUGGCCUCUGCAUCUGGUGUGGGAGGCCAGCAGUUUUUGCACAUUAUCCAUCCUGUACCACCUUCAAGCCCCAUGAACUUACAGUCUAACAAACUGAGUCACGUUCACCGCAUCCCAGUGGUGGUCCAGUCGGUGCCUGUGGUCUACACAGCUGUACGGUCACCUGGAAAUGUGAACAACACUAUUGUAGUGCCACUUUUGGAGGAUGGGAGAAGCCAUGGAAAAGCACAAAUGGACCCUCGAGGCCUAUCUCCCAGACAAAGUAAAAGUGACAGUGAUGACGAUGACCUGCCAAAUGUGACCUUAGAUAGCGUUAAUGAAACUGGAUCUACGGCCCUUUCCAUAGCCAGAGCAGUACAAGAGGUACAUCCAUCACCAGUAUCGAGGGUGCGUGGAAAUCGGAUGAAUAAUCAGAAAUUUGCUUGUUCAAUUUCACCAUUUAGUAUUGAGAGCACAAGACGCCAGAGACGGUCUGAGUCCCCAGACUCCAGAAAACGACGCAUCCACAGAUGUGACUUUGAGGGAUGCAACAAAGUGUACACCAAGAGUUCUCACCUGAAGGCUCAUCGGAGAACACACACAGGAGAGAAGCCCUACAAAUGCACCUGGGAAGGCUGCACCUGGAAGUUUGCGCGUUCCGAUGAACUGACCCGGCAUUACCGCAAACACACGGGGGUGAAGCCAUUCAAGUGCGCGGACUGCGACCGAAGCUUUUCCCGUUCGGACCACUUGGCGCUUCACCGACGGAGGCAUAUGCUGGUGUGAGAAACGCUAUGGGUCCAGCUGAGCGUAAGCGCUGGAUCUCUCUCUUAGUGGCACCUGAUGCAGCAGGGCUGGAUCCCCUCCACAGUGUUAACACAACAGGGCAUCACCUUCCCACGAUGUCUGAAACCAGAGCAGGAAAAAACAAAACAAAACAAACCCCUAAAAGAAGUAACACUUCCACCUUUUGGUCUGAAGGUAACCCCCCGCCCAAGUAACAUCUUCACGCCGACGGGAGAUGAGCCGUGACUUGGCUCCGGAGAUAGGCAUUGUCCAUCGGAGGACUCACUCGGCCACGCAAAGAUGUUUGUAGCGUGUACAUUUUCAGAGCUGCCAGACGUUUUAUUCUUGAUAACAGAAAGGUCCACUACCACCCAGUGAUGACUAGCGCAUGACCUUUUAAAUUGGGGUUCCUCCUUCACCCCCCUCCCCCCCUUUUUACAAAACAAAACCGCAACCUAAAAAAGCUCCAUUUGAGUUCCUUUCUCAGUAAGGUAGCGCACACACAUCCAAUCGGUUAUCAGCAAGCAGCAGGAGAGUAGGAAGGGGGAAGCUGUUGUUGAGGUUCCCUGACCUGCAAAGAGAGGGCCCCCAGGCGCGCCCUGCGAUGAAGGCAAUUAGGGAUCACCAGCCACUUGCCAUCAUGCCAUGCCCUGAAGAACACCAACAUUGAACCUUGCAUUUGCUCGUUGUUGAUCGUUUUGGGUUUGUACUUAUUCUGCUUUUUUUCUUUUCUUUGCUCUUUUUGUUGUCCUUGUUCAUCUGUGUAAGCGGAGGGGCAGCGACAUGUCAGCAGAAGUGUAGGCCCCACGUCUGCCGCCCCCGGUGUGGACUGGCACAGAGGUGUCCCGUAGUUGAAUAGGAAGAGCCUGUCUAAAAACAAAAACUACUGUCCUACUUCAAAUUGCAGUGUUCUGUCCCCUAGACAUCAUCUUUCCCGGCCCGUAGUAUUUGAUUACAAGGAACCAGGGGGGAGGGGGCAGGCAUAAAAACUUCCUUAGACACACUGGCACCAGGGUAAGAGGUGGGGCUGCCCAGGCAAAGUCAGUGAACAUGAAAAGUCAGACAAAGCAGAGAUGGAAAGAAUGCGCCUCUUGAGGCGCACAGCAAUAACGAAUGAAAGGACUUUGCUACAAUCACCGCACUGAGGACUCACGUUACCAGUUGUCAUACUUACUAAAGGGAUUGUAAGAAACACCCCGGCCGUUUUCCACGUCUUGGUUCCAUUUGCAGCAUCGAGGUAAUCUUUCUGCUGUUUGUUGUCUCGCUUGGUUGAGAACCACAAUUAAAGAUUCUGCUCCCCCUC